AUGGCUUUUUCGAUUCUAUAUUGGCUGAACUAUGUGUCCGGCACAAAAAAACUUCAACAAAAAUCAGAGCUGGCGGUCAAAGCAGAUCAUGUUUUGAAGUUUUGUUUUGACCCCGAACUAAAUCACGUCCAGGGAAGAGUCCAGGCGAGUAUGAGAGAUCGGAGUUACCAUGUCAAUAUCACGCUGGGAGAAAAUAACACAGUUGUUGACGGUAUAUGUGACUGUGUGAACGGCCAAGACAAGUGCCAUCACAAGGCGUCUAUUCUUUUAUAUGGAUAUAAGAAUGUUAGCAAAACAGAUGUGAGAGCUUCUUGGAUUCAGCAUCCAAAGCGAGCUCCAUCAAAACAGACCACUACAAUGGAAGAACUAUUUCCACCCCCACCAAAUAUAGCCAAUUACAGCUAUGCUAUGGAUUGUAUCUAAAGAGCCUCCAUCUCCAACACUGGAUGUUCCAACUGUUGAAGAUUUGCUGCUUGGGGAAGGCUACACAGGAGCUACAGACAAGAUAAAGUGGCUGAAGACAAAUCUUGCAAUCUCCAAAGAGAAA
Messenger RNA from Magallana angulata, 547 nucleotides. RefSeq lists its product as uncharacterized. The record is from RefSeq and is a predicted model, not a curated record. Bases 1 to 423 code for a protein of 140 amino acids. The transcript has 4 exons. Lineage: Eukaryota; Metazoa; Mollusca; Bivalvia; Ostreida; Ostreidae.